Aspergillus bombycis is the source of this 1371-nucleotide messenger RNA. RefSeq names its product C3HC4 finger protein. The transcript is spliced from 3 exons. Lineage: Eukaryota; Fungi; Ascomycota; Eurotiomycetes; Eurotiales; Aspergillaceae. The record is from RefSeq and is a predicted model, not a curated record. The coding region runs from base 1 to 1371 and encodes 456 amino acids.
AUGGCGCAACCUGUCGUGUCGAAUUCCUGGGACUCAAGCAAUGUUCCUGAGCUCCCCAGGAUCAAUCCCAGCCUGUCACCUUUGGUUAUGAACAAUCCUGGGGGUGUGGGCUCUUCCGGACCACUGAACAUGCAGAACUCUACAAGCCACAGUAUUCUGAGCGCACAGACGGUCAACUCUAGUCCUUAUACUCCGCAUGGCCUUUCUAACGCAAACAGUAGUUUAUAUCUCCCAGGUCCAAAUAUGUUUGGAACACCUACAACGAAUAGUGGCCUCUCUUUUUCUCAAAUCCCUGAGCAAUUUGCUACGUUUCCUCCGCAAUAUAUGCACGGCAAUGACACAUUUUCCAACAUGCAGAACCAGUUUGGUGGAUCAGUAAACCUGGACAGCGCUGAGCAGAGUCAGUACCGGAAUAAUGCGCCCCAGGGGUCUGAGUUUUCUCAAGCAGGCUUACAAAGACCCUCUGCAGCGACUGGACAGAGCACUUCCCCAUUCGUACCUCCGAAUACUUACUAUCAAGACGUUUUUCCUUACCCAGCUCAGGUCUUGCAGCAGUUUAUCCCAUAUCAAAACAUGGCCCAGGUUCCGCAUACUACUAAUAUCCACUCGGCAUCGCUAGGGACGACAAGCCAGGAUGUCCCUGUAAUUCCUUCGCUUAAUCGGCACGCAUCAUUUCGAUCUCACCCAUAUGGCCAGUUUCCACAAGCAGGAGUCUCCCCCACAUCUACAUCAAUUCAUCAUAGGCGGCAGCAUCGCACUCAUAGUAUUGCUUCAAGCGCCCCGUCUGUCCAACAGCAACAUAACAGGGCAAAUUCUCAAAAUGUACAUUUGCGAACUCGGUCUAUAAGGGAACCGAGUAUGUCGAAUGGGCUUGCACCACAUAUCCACAGGAGUCACACUACGAUGGCUGGAGCAUCGCAUGUUUUGCCCAAUACAGGAAACGAGACUCAGUUGGCCCCGCCACUUACUCAGCAGGAACAAGUAGAGCUCGCUCGAAGACUCCAAAUGAGAGAGCUACUGCGUUCUGCACGAUCCAAUGAAACCCAUGCUUUGCAGCUAUACGAGGAAACCUAUUUUCGCCGGCAUCGUCGUCACCAGGAGGAAGCAGCAUCGCACGCCAAGGGGUUGGACGAUCAGAAGGAUGGGCGUCCAGAACCCAAGGAUGACGAGGAGCUGACUGUCAACCUCGAGUGCAAAAUCUGUAUGAGCCAGCUUGUGGAUACCGUUCUCAUUCCUUGUGGACAUGCGAUUCUUUGUCGCUGGUGUGCUGAGCAACAUGCGCGGUCGGAUCGACCCCGGUCCAAGGCAGCGGUGCUAUGCCCACUCUGUCGCACUCCUGUGAAGCAGAAGCUCCGCAUCUAUCUCUCUUAA